Molecule: messenger RNA, 655 nt
Organism: Dentiscutata heterogama
Lineage: Eukaryota; Fungi; Glomeromycota; Glomeromycetes; Diversisporales; Gigasporaceae
Source: the annotation of a GenBank genome assembly
CAAUGAUUCGUGAUGAUAAAAAGGUUUUAACGUUGCAAAAGCAGCAGCCUGUUAAACCUACUAUUUAUCUUUAUACGUCAGCCGGAAAAUUAAUGGAGCAAUUACAGUGGGACAAAGGUCGUAUUAUUAAAAUGGGUUGGACCGAUGCUGAACAAUUGGUUGUCGUUCUGGAAGAUGGUACUAUAAGAUUGUAUGAUAUUCAUGGUGAUUUUACCGGAUUUUCUCUUGGCAAAGAAGCCAAAGAUCAUUCAGUUAUCGAUUGUCAGAUUUGGGGAACCGGUCUAGUAGCAUUGACCGGGAAUUUUAAGCUGAUUGCUCUGACAAAUUUUGAAGAACCUAGGCCACGACUUAUGGCUGAUCCAGGAUUGAACGAACCACCUCAUAGUUGGACAUUAAUUCCACCUCAAUAUACACUCAGCCGUCAUGUGGAAGUACUUUUAUCUACCGGUUCUACGAUCCUGACUGUUGAUGUGAUAGAGUCUUCGAAUCAAAAUCUUCAACAGGGUCCCUUUACCAAGAUGGAUGUAUCUCCAAAUGGCAAAUUUUUAGCUCUCUUCACCAAUGAAGGUAAACUCAUGGUUGUCUCCACCGAUUUUUCAAAGAACCUUUCAGAGUUUCCCACAAAGUCACAAGUACCACCUCAACAGCUGGUCUG